Molecule: messenger RNA, 1465 nt
Organism: Helicoverpa armigera (cotton bollworm)
Lineage: Eukaryota; Metazoa; Arthropoda; Insecta; Lepidoptera; Noctuidae
Exons: 4
Coding region: 905-1465 (186 amino acids)
Source: RefSeq, a predicted model, not a curated record
AAGGAGAUUGCCACGGGGCAGGUCCCUUUUGUGGUAUCGUGUGCCUGAAUGGAAUAAUAACCUAAAAAUAUUGUUUAUUUUUUUGUUUCCAAAUUAUUUUUUAUACAAUUUCUUUCACCCUGGGAAUAAAGUUAAAAUUAAUUAAUAGUUAAACAUUACGUCGACAUCCGUUUGAUUGGUAAACAAAAAAAAGUUGCCAGAUAUCAAAUAACUAUUGAAAAUUACGUAUUUUAAUCAAUAGAGUAAUCGAUAUCAAAACAAAACAGUUAUUAAAAAUAAAAAAAUACAAUUAUUUUUAAUUAUUAUUCUAACUAUAUUCAUGAUAAGUCUAUAUUGUUGAACAGAUAAGAUAAGAUAGAUAAGAUAAGAGCGAUUUUAAAUUAAAAUAAAAGCCUUACGUAAUUUAAAAACUUAAAUCGAUUUAUUAAUGAUUAAAUAUAAUUGCUCUGGCAACAUUUACUUGCGCAUGUCACAUCACUUUGACGUUCGUUCGUUGUGUGUUCGUGAUUGCUUUGUAUAAUACGUUGAGUUUUGAAUUCCGUAUUUACUUAGUUAUUAUUUACGAUACGUGCCUUUCUGCUACCACCGAGUUGAGCUAAUAAGUUCCUCGCGUACUUACUUUAUGUUUUGUGAGAUAAUUGACUCCUCUUUGUGAGAUAUUGACUCUAAGUGCUUGACUCUUGUUUGUGCUGUUCUUUGUGAGAUAAAGUGCUAUUCUUGGAGAACAAUUUGACUCUUAGUGAAAUCCUUGUGUGAUAUUGAACUCCCGAACUGUUUUUGUCAGAACUAUGUCUACCCCAGCCAGAAGUCGGGCACACCGCCUGUCUUACCGACGCUGUAUUAACUGUUCCCUUUACUAGCGUCUAAUUUACGCCGGUAUACAGUUGAGGAGUUGAACGAGCAAAUGACAGUUCUUCUACGAACUUGGACAACGCCUACACCUGUAACGUCAGAUGAUAUCCUAUGUAUUGAAUGUUAUUUGCUGUUGCAAGAAAGGAUAUUGUCAAAUAUAACUGGAUCCCACGAGGAUAUAUCACCUGCAUAUGGUCACUUAAAUGUUUGUUAUGGAUGUGGUAUCUCUGUUGCAAGUCGGAGAACCCACAGAGUUGAGUUAGACUGUCCACAACGUAGCAUGAUUUUAAGAUGGACUUUAGCACAUCUGGUUCCACAUUUACAAAAAGUGUGCAUUCCUUGCUGGUUAGCAGCAACUCGGGAGACGAGACGUUUGGAGGUUCAAGAUUCAAACAGACCUGCAAGGGUCAUGGAUGCAGCUCUAUCUUCAUUAGAAGACCCCGAGAUACCUGAACCACCUCCAAUGCCAGCUCCAACAUCUCAACCACAACAAGCAUUACGAGUUCAAUCUAAGAUUAACUCACAAAGUAUAAACGAGUUGCUGCAGCUUCGUCACUGCAACAAAGGUCAACGGCCCAUCGCAUCAGGAUUUGUUUUAUCAGUCACCUCCUAA